AUGCUGAUGCUGACAACGACUCGGACCUAUUGCAUUCUCUGUACUCUGAUACUGUCUCAAACCCUGGUAUUCGGCCUCCUGAGCCAGAAUCCAAGGGCUCUUCUGUUGCAGCCACUCAUCAACGAGAACCUGUCAUUUUCAUCACAGAAAUCUUCCAAUGAUGAUAAUGGUCCACGUGUAGAAGAUCAGUCGAGUUGGUACUCUGUGGAUCCCAAUGACUUGACUGGAGGUCAACUUUACAGUUUAUGCAUUUCAUCAGUGGUACCUCGCCCAGUGGCGGUCAUAUCGACCCGCUCGUCAUCAGGUGUCGUCAAUUGCGCUCCGUUUUCCUAUACUGGACUCUUGAGUCACGAUCCGCCGACAGUGGCACAUGGAAUUGGUUUGAAACGAGGAAAGGAUGGAAUGGAGAAGAAGGAUACUUUGACCAAUAUUGAAGAAACGAAAGAAUGGGUUUUCAAUCUACUAACGACAGAAUAUCUGUCAGAAGCAAAUCAAUGUGCCGCGAACUUUGCUCCUGGUGAGGAUGAGACCCAGCUAGUGGAAGGAACUCUGACCACCCUCCCCUGUGACAAAGUUCAGCCACCACGAUUGGAACAGGCCGCUGUCUCCAUGGAAUGUCAAUUGGUCGAAACCAAAGAAAUGAAGAAUGAUGACGGAGAUCAUACUACAACAAUCGUGAUUGGCCGAGUGGUGCAAUUUCAUAUACGGAAAGAUGUCUUGGUUCCCAUGGCCGAGGACGACGACUCUCCUCCUCAAUGGAUUGUCGAUUUGCAAAAGUUACAAGCAGUUGGUAGAGCGGGUGGCGUUACAUAUUGGCCAGUGGGAAUGGCGGAAGAUGGCACUGGUUCUCUCGAAAUGAAGCGACCCCAGUGA
Cylindrotheca closterium is the source of this 873-nucleotide messenger RNA. The record is from the annotation of a GenBank genome assembly. NCBI's taxonomy places the organism in Eukaryota, Bacillariophyta, Bacillariophyceae, Bacillariales, Bacillariaceae.